AUGUGUCUAUGCACCGCCUGCGGGGCCGACGGCACCACCAGCGCUCGUUAUACUGUCAUUCCACCACGGGGCAGCCUUAUGUGCCAUUGGUGUCUCGAGGUCAGGAACCUCAGAGCUCAAAUCGCAGAGACUAAAGCAUUCCUAACCCAUCUGGAGGCUCAUCUCGACGCCUUCAAGUCCAACAACGACCACAAGCACGACGUCUUCAACCAUCGGUUCCCGCCUGAGGUUGCCUCGUACAUCUUCGUCCUGAGCACCACCGCCGGGCGAAUUCCUCCCUCCAGCCCUCUGAAGCUAUGUGCAGUUUCACGACUAUGGGACCAGAUCGCGCGUACCACGCCGAUGCUAUGGACGCGGGUCAACGUUAAUCUUAACACAUUUGAAGGCACGUACCACCUUCCAAUGGCGCUGUUGCGGCAAUGGCUCUCGCGAGCUGGUCUCCUCCCCCUCUCCAUCCACAUAUCGUAUAACCAGGCGAAAUCAAAUUUAGAAGCCCAUCUGAUCAAAUUCACGGACGUCAUCGAGAUCAUCAACGAAUAUUCGCAACAGUGGGAGUGCUUGGAGCUUUCGAUCCCGUUCUCACUCUAUCCUCAGCUUCGGGGAAUUAAUUCCAACUUGAGGCGUCUCCUUAUUCAACCACCGCACGGUAUUCGAAAUGUAUCCACUCACCGAGGUGAAGUAUUCAACACAGGUAGCCCCCCUGCCUCUCCAAACGAGGUUUCGAUCGACGGGAUCCCGUACACCUGCGUGCGGAUUGAUUGGUGGAAGGUGACAAAUAUUCGCUUCGCAAACAUUUCCACCUUUGAUUUUCUCUGCGUCCUCCGGCAAGCCCCUCUGGUUUCAUGUUGUUCCGUCAGUGUUCACCUUGACAGAAAUCACCUUCAUGUUACGAUAACCGACCUUAUCCCCCUUCUAUGCCUUGCCGAGUUGGACAUUACAUUUAUCAACGCAGAGGCGGCAAGCGCCAUUCUCGAUAGAAUCACCACACCCUGCCUUGAGAAUCUCAAAUACACCAUCCCCGUUCGGCAAUUCGCAUCCUUGUCCUCCCUCCUACAUCGAUCGUCAUGUCGUCUUACAUCAUUGUCGAUUGCGAGUCGGAUGCCUGAGCGGGUACAGACUUCUCUAUCGACGCCAGAAGACGAAAACCUUCUCGCCUUUCUAUGGACGACUGCUACAGUCGAAUACCUCUCGCUCCGCACUCCCGCGUUGCCGUACUCAUUCUUCGACGCCCUUUCUCCGCCACCAAUUGGUGAAGAACGACCUCUACUGCCACACCUCCGACAAUUUGUAUAUCAUGGGCAACUAAGCUUCAUGUGGCGAUCCUUUACUGCUUGUAUGGGAAGAAGAGGCGACAUUCAGCCGAGCGGAUGGCCCGCCCUACGUUCAGUCCAACUCCACCUCGAUCCGAUUUCGCCGAAGUCCUCAAACAUCUAUUACAUUGACUCGCUUUCUACGGUGCACAUCUACCGCCAGAUAGCGCGUGGGAUUAACAUCGAAAUACUAAAUGACACCGUGGAUAUGUUACAGUACUCUAAAGAGCAUCACGAGCGCACCAUGUUUGGCCCAGGCGAGGAGGACGAUAGUGGCUACGAGAACCUCUAA
Messenger RNA from Cyclocybe aegerita, 1602 nucleotides. NCBI's taxonomy places the organism in Eukaryota, Fungi, Basidiomycota, Agaricomycetes, Agaricales, Hemipholiotaceae. The record is from the annotation of a GenBank genome assembly.